UUGUCGCCUUCCUGUUUAGUGGUGGUCCCUGCCAGAUGAAGGCUCUCUAGCCAUGCCAUGGGGAAGCUUUGUGGCCUGCUGCUGCUGUUCAGAUUGCUCUGGCACUGCGAUGCCUAUACUCAGGCGGAAUCGAUCACUGGCGUUAUGGCCACAAUGUCGGAAUUGUCGAUCUUGUACAGCGCAGUGAGAAUUGCCAAUCUCAACUUUAUUCUCGAAGGAGUUGGGCCCUUUACCGUCUUCGCGCCCACGAAUGAUGCCUUCCGACUCUUGGGUCCUGGCAUCACGGCCACCUUGACCAAGCUGGAGAACACGGCUUAUUUGACGCAGGUCUUGCAGUACCAUGUUUGUUAUGGAGAUACGCCUAGCCAGCAGCUCUUGCAAGGGCAGGACUUGUCGACAUUUCAGGGUGACACUCUCUCAGUGACGUCGAUAACACCCUUCGUAGUGAAUGAUAUCCCCAUCUCUCGACAAGAUCUUUCUGCCGCAAAUGGCUUGAUUCACACUAUCCGGGAAGUGAUGAUGCCCCCCAAUUUUCAGCUUCCAGCUCCUACCAUGAGCCUCGUGGAACUGGUCAAGAGCGAGUCGUACCUCUCAAGCCUAGCACAGGCCAUAGAGCAAACUGGUCUGGAAUCUGCUCUUAGCGAAUCGCCCUUGACAGUCUUGAUGCCCACGAACGAAGCCUUUACUAAUCUGGGCAAUGGUAUCCUGGAGUCGCUGCUUUUGCCUCCGAACCUCGACAAGCUUCGGCAGGUUGUGCUGCACCAUGUGCUUGAUGGCAAUCAGGACACCACAAAAUUAGCAGCUGGAAAUACCAUGAUGACCAAAGCAGGAGGUCAAAUACUGAUCACGCAGACCAGUCCGCUCAAGGUAGAUUCUUUGUCUAUGGCCAUCAGUACCGAUGUGCCCGCGACAAAUGGUGUGCUUCACGUGGUCGACACAGUGAUAUUGCCAUCUGGAUUUGUCUAUCCGGACAAGAAUCUGCUACAACUCGUGGAGGGCAGUCCAUCCUUAUCCAUUUUUGCAGCUGCCAUCCGGGCAGCCGGUCUUGAAUCGACCUUGUCCGGAAGAUUUUCAGGCGAUUCUCGGUAUACAAUGUUUGCACCCACCAAUGAUGCAUUCGAAGCUCUCGGCAUCGGUGUUGCAAGCUCUUUGCUGAUGCCAGCGAAUGAGGUGAAGCUCCGUCAAGUUCUGCGGUAUCAUCUCCUUUCAGGUGCUUUCCAAAGCUUCGAGUUCACUGCCAAUGUGCCAGUGCAAACUUUGGAGCAGAGUUUGGUCAAGAUUGGUUCUGUACGGCCUCUUGUAGUAGAUAACGCCCGAGCACUGUCGACGGAUGUCCCCGCAACCAACGGCAUUAUACAUAUGCUUUCAGGUGUUCUCCUACCGGUUGGUUUUAGAUUUCCAGACAAGAACGUAAUGCAGCUGGCAGACAGCACAGACUCUUUGUCUACAUUCAACUCCUUGGUGCAACUGGCCGGAUUGACAGAGACGCUGGCCAACACUGGUCCCUACACCAUCUUCGCUCCAACCAAUGCAGCUUUUGCCUUAUUGGGGGAAGACACUUUGCAGGAGUUGCGGCAGAGCGACAAACGUGAACUGCUGCAGAUCUUGAAAUACCAUGUGAUCAAUGGGAAGAUCGACAGCACACGCUUAAGAUAUGGUAGAGACAUCGCCACCCUGGAGGGUUCCUUCAUUACGGUGAAGCCGUGGACGGAACUAGGAUGGCAAGGAAUUGCAUAUGAAUCGCUUCAACCCCCGGUCACCAUGAACAUGGAUGUGGAGGUCUCCACAGAGAAUGCUCUUGCGACGAAUGGCAUUGCGCACUUUGUGAACAAGGUACUUGUUCCUCCCGGUGUUGAACUUGGGACUCCAGCGGCAGCCAACUCUCCGGCCACCUUAGCCAGCUCUUGCGAGACCAGACAAGCUUUACUAGGCCUAGUUCUGCUUCUUUGGUACUGCCAAGCAUGAAAGCCUUUGGUCAUUGUUCAAAACAUUGGCCAUUUUUCGCUUUUGUUCCUAGGAGGCGCCUGAUUCUCUAGCAUUGUUC
This is a messenger RNA of Durusdinium trenchii, 2044 nucleotides long. The record is from the annotation of a GenBank genome assembly. NCBI's taxonomy places the organism in Eukaryota, Dinophyceae, Suessiales, Symbiodiniaceae.